AUAAUUCCGCGGUCACGCUGCUCACCGUACUCCACGCUCAAAAAUGGAAGAAAAAGUCUCGCCAAGAUUCGUUCUGCCGUCUCCCAAAUUCGCAACGACAGAAAAGGAAGCAAACAAGACAACGAUGCACUACUUGACGCCCAGUGGGAUGACACUGCUGCCACGCGCCAAGCAGCCCCCGCCGAUGUACGGCGCACGAGGCAGCACAGUUCCAGCCAAAUAUUUGGAGCAGAGCACGAUUACUUCCUUGCCACAAGCUCCACCAGUUUACAAGUCCCCGCCUCGCCCCGAGCACUGCCACAACUGUGGCAUGGAAUUGGCAAACGCUCAGGACAUGAGGCGACACUUGGAGCAGCACGAGGCAUGUCCUGCAGAAGGUUGCGACUUUGCCGCCCUGCACAACAUCGUGGAGCAUCAUAUUGAAGCUAACCACAUAACUGGGGUGUAUCAGAAAGUGAAAAAGUUAUGGACCCCCGAAGACACAGCUGCCUGGAGGGCAGAGCGUAGAAAAAAAUUUCCCACGGCAGCGAAUGUGGAGCUGGCCAAGCGUGCCAAGGAACAACGACUGAAACGUGGAGAGCGCUUGGAGGCGUCAAAAUCUCGAUUUGGUAGACGCGAAGAUCGACAGCGUACGCGACCCAACAACUCUCAAGAAAAGCGACCCAGGUCUAGCAAAAGGGCUCAAGGCAAGAGCCAACACGUGAACCAGAAGAAUGAUGAGGAAAGCAUUCGUCAGAAUACAGAUGCCUUAGAAGAGGACACUUCCUGUAUAAGUGGAACUGGCGUGCCCAUGUUUCGUGGAACGGGACAGAUGGUGAACUACGAGCAUUCCAAAGACAACGGACAGCAGAAUAAAAAUGCUCUAUGUGGCCUCUUGGGAAUGUAUGGCUCGGGUAGUGAAGACAGCGAGAUUGAGUCUGAGGAAAACAAGCAAUGGCAGGGGCAGAGAAGUCCCCAACGGGAGACAGAGUGCAGCACUGUGAAGAAUGAAAUUUCAAGGGAUGAUCCGUUAGUCCCAAAUACAGUUGUCCAAAUGAACUCCUUUGAAACUAUCGAGGAGUGUCCCAUGAGUUCUGAGGAUCUGAUCAAGGAAAAUUACAGCUCUUCUGAGGACGCACCCGAUGAAGCGCCCAUUCAACGUGUAAUCGAAUCAAUAGCCGAGCCGGCUAUACACCCAACUGAAUUCAUAACACCGAAACCUCGACCCUCCCCAAAACCAACGGCUGCGAAGGCACAGAAGCGUUUUUCUAGCCUUAACUACAAGCGAGCUCGUAAAACGACAAAACCGAACACAAUGCUCUCCAAGUUGUUGGCCUCCGAUAUUCGGCAUGAGCGCAAUGUCCUGCUGCAGUGCGUACGCUAUGUGUGUGAGAACCAAUUCUUUGGCAUCGGAGCAAGCACCAGGGAGGAUACAGAAAAGGGAAUAAUUUUGCCUAGUCAGAUGUAAUUAUUAUUCUUAUUCUGCCUACAAGUACUUGUGUUAAGCAGAGGGUAUCGAGUUUAAGUUUCUUUUUUUUUGACUAUCUAUUAGAACAGAACAAUAAAAUAUCACGCUGGAAACAUGUCUCUCCGUGAGGUUCAGGCUUUCUAACAUU
Molecule: messenger RNA, 1595 nt
Organism: Drosophila subobscura
Lineage: Eukaryota; Metazoa; Arthropoda; Insecta; Diptera; Drosophilidae
Gene: Nufip
Product: nuclear fragile X mental retardation-interacting protein 1
Exons: 3
Coding region: 44-1447 (467 amino acids)
Biological process (GO): box C/D snoRNP assembly
Cellular component (GO): nucleus
Molecular function (GO): RNA binding
Source: RefSeq, a predicted model, not a curated record